Messenger RNA from Mauremys mutica (yellowpond turtle), 1668 nucleotides. RefSeq lists its product as uncharacterized. Gene Ontology annotation, molecular function: metal ion binding; nucleic acid binding; hydrolase activity. The record is from RefSeq and is a predicted model, not a curated record. The transcript has 2 exons. Bases 16 to 1668 code for a protein of 550 amino acids. NCBI's taxonomy places the organism in Eukaryota, Metazoa, Chordata, Testudines, Geoemydidae.
CAGCACUCAGCGCCGAUGUCUCAUCGAACCAUGGACUGGCUGAUGCCCCUGGGCUGCGUCUUGCUGUGGCCGGGGCUGGCGCUGGCUGAAGUGGGGUCAUUCACUGGCUGCAACAAGUAUUUCUACCGAGAUACUGAGCCACGUGGCUUUGCCACGGCCGACACGGCCGAGAUCUGCCAGAGGUACAGCAAUGUGUACUACUUUGCGACCCUCUAUGACAGGCCCCAGCGGAUCCCCCGCUGGUCAGCGUACACCCUGGGUGACCCUAACUGCCCAGGGCAGGCCCAGAAGAUGAGCCAGUGGUUCGUGGAGCCCCAGCUGGCUCAUCAAGAUAAGUCCCCAGAAAUGAAGACGGAGGCUGAGUCAACACUGAGCCUGGACGAGCGGAGAUCCAGCCAGGCCAUCAAUCAGGACUAUGAAGACACAUCAUAUGACCGGGGCCACCUGAACCCAAACGCCUUCCAGUGUAAUGUCGGACGCACGGCCACCUUCACCCUCACCAACGCCGCCCCCAUGGACCCCUGCUUCAACCGGAUCCACUGGUCCAAGCUGGAGAAAACCCUCAAGGCACAGCUAUCUGGGAGCUGCAGAAAUGUGGGAGGCAAACCCUACCUGGUGACAGGGGCUGUUCCUGGGGACACUGAGAAAAUCCCCAGAGAGGGGGAGGACAAAGAAGGGGACCGUGACCGGCCAUACAACCGGGUCUCGGUGCCCAGCCACAUCUGGACAGCUGUUUGCUGCGACCAUCGGGACAACAACCGCAAAUUCUCCUUCACCUUCAUAGGCGAGAACAAGGAGGCAUCCAGUCUUCAAAUCAUCCCUGUGGAGCAGCUAAACACAGAGCUAUCACGUCUGUACAAGACUCCUGGGCCAGUCGAGGUCUUUGCAGAUGACUGUGGCUCCGAGAGCCAGAAAGGACAAGAGGUGGUAUCAGCAAUAUAUAAAGCCUUGUACAAUACCUUCCAGAACUUUAUAACAGACUUUUACCCCCAGCUCCUUCCACCAGCGAAGAGGAGUAGACUGGACAGGGAGACCACCCAGGUGAUGACAAGCACAAACUUGGAUAAGAAGAAGAUGCAGCUGACGGGCAUUGGGUUCCUGGUGGGUAUUUCUAGCAUGGCAGACUGGCACAGCCAGUUUGAGAAGACGUACAAACAGGACAACCUGGCCUGUGUGCUGGCCCCUGCUGCGGCUGCAGUGGCAGAGGCGUCUGGGAUUUCGGACAGAGUCUGCACCCUCCAGGAGCAGAAACACCUGCCAAACUCUCGUGUAACAGCCUCAGGGUGGAGCUGUGUUGGGCAGGCCUGUGAGUAUCAUGGGUGCGCCUACAGCUGGUGUUACACGUCUGACAGCGAUGACUGGAAUUACUGCUGUACAGGGAAGUGCACAGUGAACCCAGUGUCUGAAGUAUACGAGUGCUCACGAGGAGAUGGCUCCACCAUACAAUGCUCACCCCAGUACUCCACGGUGACCAUCUCUGGGAAGCCCUGUCGGGCUGACCAUCCAUGUGGCCUUUAUGAGGAAAAAUACUUCUGGUGCUAUAUAGAUUAUAAAGGGAACUGGGACUAUUGCUGCUCCCCGCAGCACUACUGUGGGUACCACGGCUAUGAUUACCUGUGGUGUUACAUCCAGGACCCAGCAGGAUCCUGGGAGCCCUGCACCCUGUGA